Molecule: messenger RNA, 2598 nt
Organism: Symbiodinium necroappetens
Lineage: Eukaryota; Dinophyceae; Suessiales; Symbiodiniaceae
Source: the annotation of a GenBank genome assembly
AUGCUCGUGCAGGCAUGUGCAGGCCGUGGGGAAACGUUCCUUGUGUGGGUGGCGCAUGCAGCCCUGAACCAAGCGACGCAGAAGAGUACUGCUACCCUGUUUGUCGAAGUUUGGCGUGCUGCACUGUAUGGGCAGGAGCCAUCUGCUCCAAAGGGCGCUUCGCCACGGGGCCACGCGCUUCGCCCUGGCCCUUGCCAGGUUUGCUCCUUGCUCGACCGAGCCGCGGAGCCCGGCGACUCUGCAGUGGAUGUGGUCUUCUUCUCGCACCCGCCGUGCUCUGUCGAUUCGAUGGUGUGUUGGAAGGUAUCCCAGCUCGCUCUUCAGCCUCUGGUGGCCCAGUGCGACUCCGGCAUCCAAGAGCGGUUGGGUGCCGUCCUGGUGGAUUCUUGGAUGUACCUCCUUGGCCCUCCGCUCUCCCUGGUGAUCCCCGUCCUGUGGCCGCUCCUGCGGAACGGCCAGGGUUUCGAGAUCGCAGAAGAUGUGAGCUACGCUGGCGUGCAUAUGCAGAACUGGGUACUAGCCUGCUUCGGCUACCAGUACCUGCUUUGGCCUUUCCGAUCCUUCGUCGCCGCACGCAUUGCUCAGAGCGUGUCGAUGGCCGAGAGGAAGGGUGCGAAGGUUCUUUGCCUUGGCGCCCUGAACAAGGCCGAGUGGAUGAACAAUGGUGGCCUUUCCCUGCUCCGUGGCCUUCACGGGGGAGCGAGACUUGUCCAUGGCAACACGCUCACAGCUGCGGCGGUCGUGGAGGCGGCUCGGUCUUUGUUUGGGGCGCCGGCCUCUGUCCGAGCUCCGAUCUUUGUCACCGGCGCCUCGAGCAAAGUCGGCGCGGCCGUCGUGCUGCGCUUGCUGCAGCUAGGCUAUCCGGUACUCGCCCACUCCAGUGACCCGGAGAGGCUUCGGCGCCUCGAGGCCCGAGCACGGCAGCUGGCAGAGAGCGAUCUUCAGGUGACCACCGGCUUGGCCAAGGGCGUGGACACGGCCUACUGGGUCAUCGGCAAGCACGAUCCAAGGGUGGCGCAGUACCUGCCUCGUGGCUCUCGGGCUGUGGUCUUCAGUGUGCCCAAUCCGCUGGAGGAGUCCCGGCGCAAGGACGUUGUUUGGGCACCCGGUGGCAUCCUCCAGCUUGACACUGCACGCUUGGCCAAGCCCAGACAGUUCUCGAACCUUUUGGCAGAGAAUGAAAUCUAUGCCUGCCAUGCAGCCGGCAUCGUCACUGCAGCUCAUGCCGACUGGACGGAUGAGUUGGGCGAGGUCUGCGUGGACGCCAUGUCCCUGCAGUGGGAGGCAGCCUUGCAGAUGGGCUUUUCGCUGCCGCCGCUGCCCCGAGCUGCAGGGAACUUGCCUGGCUCACCUGGCCAGCGUGGGAGACGGAAGGCGGAUGUGGCGGUGAUCGGGGCUGGUCCCUCUGGCCUGGCUACUGCCGCUGCCCUGGUGGAAAAAGGAGUCGACGUUGUCGUGCUUGAACGCCAGUCCGAGAUCCAGGGCAGCUGGCAGGAACACUUCGAAGGCCUCAGCAUCACCACCCGAGCUGGGAGCUGUGGGCUUCCUGGCUGGCCGGUGAAGCUCGUGACCGGCUCGGAUGAGCUAGCUGCCAAUGACUACGUGCAGUAUCUGCGCGCCUACUCAGCGCGCUUCGGACUGGACAUCCGUUGCGGCGUUGAGGUCACCGACAUCGAGGACCAGUCAGGUCAGUGGUGCAUCUUUACUGCCGAAGCCGAUGGAGCUCAGGGGAAGUGGUUUGCCACCGAGCUGGUCAUUGCAACCGGCAAGAGCGUCGCACCCUCCCUGCCGGCGAUUUGGUCAAGCGAACCGGUUCAGCAUCAUCCCGCCAUCGUCCACUCUUCCCAGGUGAGGGGGCCCGAAUUGCAGAAAGCAGUGGCGGCUGCAGGGCAAGGCGAACUUCUCGUGGUGGGUUUCGGAAAUUCUGCAGCCGACCUCUGCAGCAAGAUCCUUGCGCAAGUGCCAGGUGGCACCGUGCACGUCUCCUUGCGGCGGGUGCCUCCCAUCAUGCGCCGGCAGUGGGGCCCGCUCCGCCUCGAAUGGUUUGCUCGCCUUUUCUCUUACGCCUGCGAUAAGAAUGGGGAUCGCCUCGCGCAGCUGAUGAUGCACCUGAUCGAGGGGGACAUCCAACACCUGUUUCCCGCAGACCUUCCCAGAUGGAAGGCACGCCAGGAGAGGCACAUACCGACCAUCGAUCGGGACGGUUCUUUAGUCCGACAGCUUCGCGAGGGCAGCAUUCUGCUACAUCGGGGCGUCGAAGACCUGGAAGCCACAGACCUCAAAAAGCUUGGGAUCCGAUUUCGGGGCGAUGAUCAACGACGAGACUUCUCUACCGUGGUUCUUUGCACUGGCUAUCGGACGAGCCUGGAGUGCCAGGGGGGCUUGUCGCGAGACGCAGUGCGUGCGCGGGCCUUCUUCGUCGGCCUCGGCCCAGAACAGCGAGAUCUGCUCCCGCUGCAGGGAAUCGGGCGAGAGGCUCAGAAAGUCGCGGCGCAAGUCUCCGACAUGCUGAAAUUGAGGAUGCGCCAAAGUGAAAGGGACUGGGGCAGGGAAGCGUCGGAGUCCUCGCCGGAACGAACGAAGGACAAGGACCUGUGA